CCUGUCACUCACUACUGGAAGCUGAGCUUCCUCUUUGAAAAUGUUGCAAGUUUUGGCUCGGUCUGGGCGGCGUGAGAGGGGGAUUGCCUUUGCCAUGGGCUCCUAGAUGCUGUAUUUCGGGCUGUGGGUGGCAGAAAAGGGCACGUACGAGCACCAGUCUGGCGCACAGGAGCCAUGGGAUCCAUGCAGCCCCCUAGUGAUCUGUAAAGUUAUCUGUACCGGUAGGAAAGGGGGCUCUGCAUGUGACUGCAAAGGUCUGCUGUGGAUUUAGGGGAGCUGGGAGGAAGCUUGGCACCUGCUGGCAUUCUGCGGAUAUGCUUCACGCCUCAUUGUGCCCUGUGGAACCUGCAUGUGACUUGUGCUAAGAGGAAUAGAGGAGCCACAUUCAGGUGCCAGGAAGGGACUCUGGUGCCCAUUCUGUCUUUGGUACCCAUGCCAGAGUGAAGUGCCCUUAUACAGCUGGCGGUCCUGUGUGCUGAACCAUGGGCACUGGGGUCUGCAACAGGAGACAGAAGAGCCUUCUCAACACGGGAUUCUGCCUGCUGGCCGUGGUGGGGCUGGGCAGUGGGGUCUACUUGUACAACUACAUGAUCCACAGAUCUAGGACAUCGGAAGCCCAGGCUCUGAAAUUCAAGCAGCAGCAAGAAACUCUGUCUGCCCAGCUGCAAGUGGUGUACGAGCAUCGGUCAAGACUGGAACGUUCUUUGCAGAAAGAAAAAGGUGAACACAAGAAGACAAAAGAAGAUUAUUUAGUCUAUAAAUUGGAGGCUCAGGAGGCAUUGAACAAAGAGAAGCAAGAUUCUAUGAAUCGCUAUGGGGCUCUCAGCUCGCAGAAUAAGAUUCUUAAGAACCAGAAUGACGACAUUAGGAAGCAGUUGUCUGACCUACAAGUCGAACAGAGUAAUUUACAACUGGAACAUCGCAAAACCAUAGAGAUGCACAACCAGAAAUUGACCCAACUGCACAAAGAAAAAGAGAUUGAGUUUCUCAGUCUGCAAGAUACCAUUUCAAAAUUGCAAGCAGAGAACAAGCUUCUCAGGAAAGCCUACCAAGAGGUUCAUUCACAGCUUCUUGGUGCACAGGACCAGAUUGAGGAAUUCCGCCAGCUCAAAGACACGUUAAAGAAAAUGCCAAGUUUUAAAGACCCCAAAACUGACUCGCAGAACCUGCAAUUUCUGGCAACCAAUAAAAAGGAUAUUAAAGGACGUAACACACAGGUGCCUCGGAGCACACUGGGAAGAGAGAAGCUGGUGGAAAACAUCCAUGGAGUUUCUACCCAACAUGCAAAGAGAUUUUCACAAGCUCAACCUGCAUCAUGGGAAAAGUCUCUCCUUCGUAGCUCUCCUGUGCACAUGGCAGCCCCCCGAAUAGGGUCACAGAAUGACAGCCAUGUAGCAAGAUUCACCCGGACAGUUAAUAGUCUCCAAGACCACAAAGAGGCUGGGAACCGCGCUGUGCUACCACAUGUUCAGCAGCCGCCGCAGGACCAGGGACUUGAGAAUGAAGUUGGUCAUGACCAGCCAGGAGAUAAUCGGGCACAGACUGUGAAUGUUCUUGUUGCCAAUGAACACGUGCCAGUUCACAGUUGGCGAGAUAUAGUCAACAAAGUGAAUGCAAGGAUGACUGAAGAAGAAGAAGAAGGCAAACCAAUUGGUGUUAAAGAUGUUGUUGUAAAACCUGAAGAACAUCGUCCCAAUAUACCUGCUGGGGACAAGGAGGAUAGGGUUCCGCAGCUCAGCUACCAAGGAGCCAGAGCAGAUGAUGAGCUUGUAAUGGAUGCUGGGAUGAUUGACAGAGAGGAGAUCCUGCAGUCUCAGAAGCAGCACGUAGGGCAAGACACUCUGGUUUCAGAGGAUGCUGCUGAUCCAGCCAAAGACCCCAACAAUCAAGGUGAAGAUGAGUAUGAAGAAGCUGAAAUAAACAGACCAGAAUUUGAGGAGGAAGAGGAGGCAGAAAAAACAGAGAAGAAAAUUCAGGUGCCAGACACAGAUGUUAAAUCUAGAGAAGAACCAGAGGAGCACUAUCAGGAUGACCAAGAACAGGACAUUGAAGAGCAAGUUGGUGAAGCAGAUAAUGCUGAUGACUUGGAGCUGGCGCAGGAUGAAGGGGAGGAUGCUCUGGAUGUAAAGAAGAGAAGAGAUAGAUAUUACUGAUUUUAUUUUUUCAACCUGCACUAAGAUGGAGCACUGAACAGGCCAUGUAGCAUUAGAGGGCAUUAACAAGCUGCACAUUGAGGUCACUGUAGACCUGGAUUUCAAGCCUGGCAUUUGAACAGCUACACUCGACAUGGCUCUUGAUGUCCGCAGUCCACUCCUGGGAGAGGAGGACUGGAGCCACACAUGAGUUACACGGCUCUGUUUGUGCUGCUCUAACCAUGAGAGCACCUUUCUCUUUCUAUAGCUAAAUGAAGAAUAGAAAUAUUUUUCACCUUGAUGUGCAGGUCAUUCCGACCUCUUCAAUUCUUUGAACAGUUAUAAGGAACUAAAAUGGAUGUCAUCGACUUUGAUACUUAUUUGUUGAUAAUCCAAACACUAAGGAGAGAGCGAUAUGGUCUUAAUUAUACAACAAAGCCUUUUUUUAUAUAUAUCAUUGGUUUAUUUGAUACUUAAAUACCAGUUAGGUUUAAUUAAUAAUGCGUGUGUAUGGAUUGUACAUUAAUUGCUUUUUCUGUAUUUGUGAAAGUGUAACAUGGCCAGAUAAAUAAUGAAGAGAUCAUCAUUCCUGUUUAUUUACAAAUUGCAUUAUAUGUUGGUGGAUGUUUGCUCAGUUGUACAUUGUCCAGAUUAUACAUCACUUAUCUACAUACCUUGUUGGCUGAAGUACCGCCCAUAAUUAGACAGAGGUUAUAUAUCCAGCUGUCCUUUAAACUGAAAGGACUCCAGUUUACAUAAAUGUAAGACAAAAUAUAUAUCUUUUAAAAAUGUGCGGUCCAAGAAUAUUGGGCAACCUAACCAAUUCAACAGACAAAAAGAUUGCAGAAAUACUGCAGUGUCCACUAUGGGCGAUGUCUGUCUUUGUCAUCUUGCAUCUACUGCCUUCAAAAUGGCAUUUGUAAUCAAUUAAUCAUGGUGGGCAUUUACACUUCUAAUAAUGAAGAUUAAGAUCCUUAUUCAGAGUCAGGGGGAUAUCCAAUUAUCCCCGGUAAAACAUUGGGUCCGAAAAACGGCCAUUUUUCGGACUCGAUGUUUUACCGGGGAUAAUUGGAUAUCCCCCAGAGUCUGAAACUUAAUUACAAUUUGCACAGUCAAUCUAAAAUAUAAAGGUUACUUGCAGUGUGAAAUAACUUCUUAAACAGUGCUCCUGCUGUCUUUCUAAAUGUAAAUAAAUGGGUGUGUCUUGUACA
Pseudophryne corroboree (corroboree frog) is the source of this 3343-nucleotide messenger RNA. Its product is annotated as Golgi integral membrane protein 4-like. The transcript has 14 exons. NCBI's taxonomy places the organism in Eukaryota, Metazoa, Chordata, Amphibia, Anura, Myobatrachidae. Bases 483 to 2153 code for a protein of 556 amino acids. The record is from RefSeq and is a predicted model, not a curated record. Gene Ontology annotation, cellular component: Golgi membrane; Golgi apparatus.